GAUCUUCUUCAUGUUAGUCUUCGACAUGGACACGGAGUCUUCGGGUUAUAAAGAUUUCGUAUGGGCAGUUGAAUUACACCGUUUGGGUUUGGAAUUGAUCGGUUUAUGGCCUAUAGCCGAUGAUGUUUCUAAGAAAAAUGCAUGGUCCAAUAUUCGCGUAUGCUUUAUUUUCAUUACUGUGAUAGUCGUCUCUGGUGUACCGCUUGUAUGGGCGCUUAUACGAGUUUGGGGUGACACGGUACUUAUGGUAGAUAAUUUACGAAUUACAUUACCUCUUAUAGUGGUUUCAUUCAAAUUUGUUAUUAUACGAUGGAAACGAAGAGUUCUCCUAUCUAUUGUAAACGCGAUGGCGGAGGAUUGGAUAGCAUUAAAGUUAAGCAAAGAGAGGGAUGUGAUGCUAAAAAAUGCACGAUUUGCUCGAUUACUCAUAAUUUCCGGAUAUGUUUUAAUGACAUCAGCAUUUAUCAUGCUAAUCAUUUUUCCUUGCUUUGGCAUAAAAAUAAGGCACAUAACAAAUCUCACCGAUCGGAACAAACCGCUACCGCUGCAGACGUAUUACUUCUACGACACUGAUAAAAGCCCGCAAUUUGAAUUGACAUUUCUUGUUCAAGCCAUAACAAUUUCUAUAGGAGCUAUUAUUUACACGUCGGUAGAUGCUUUUCUUGGGCUCGUAAUCUUUCACAUCUGCGGCCAAUUAGAGAACUUCAGACACCGUUUAGUCAAUUUGGUUUUGUGCAAAAAUUUCAACCGAGCUCUGAAUAACAGCAUAAUGUAUCAUUUACGACUCAUCA
Messenger RNA from Temnothorax curvispinosus, 791 nucleotides. RefSeq lists its product as uncharacterized. The transcript is spliced from 3 exons. Gene Ontology annotation, molecular function: odorant binding; olfactory receptor activity. The record is from RefSeq and is a predicted model, not a curated record. Gene Ontology annotation, cellular component: plasma membrane. Gene Ontology annotation, biological process: sensory perception of smell; detection of chemical stimulus involved in sensory perception of smell. The annotation marks the transcript as partial. NCBI's taxonomy places the organism in Eukaryota, Metazoa, Arthropoda, Insecta, Hymenoptera, Formicidae.